Molecule: messenger RNA, 1779 nt
Organism: Dendrobium catenatum
Lineage: Eukaryota; Viridiplantae; Streptophyta; Magnoliopsida; Asparagales; Orchidaceae
Product: transcription factor TCP7
Exons: 3
Coding region: 10-846 (278 amino acids)
Cellular component (GO): nucleus
Molecular function (GO): sequence-specific DNA binding; DNA-binding transcription factor activity
Source: RefSeq, a predicted model, not a curated record
GAAGGUUAGAUGGCGUGGCGGCGGGCCCCAUUGCCCCCAUGUGGCUUUCCUUCUGUCUCCACCAACUACUGCCGCUCAAUCAUUAUUCUUUGGCAUCGCCUCACCUCCUCCAACUUGAACUCAAACGCAACUCCAAGCCUCUCACUUCCCUCUCUUCUUCGCAUGGCCAAUCCCGAUCCAGUCGGCGCCGCCACCACCGCUCCUCACCUCCUCUCGCAGACAUCAUCACCAAAUAACCAAAACCAGUUAUCCCUACCGUCGGCGAAGAAACAGCCUGCAAAGGAUCGCCACAGCAAGGUUGACGGCCGCGGGCGUCGCAUCCGCAUGCCCAUCAUCUGCGCCGCUCGCGUUUUCCAGCUCACCCGGGAGCUGGGACAUAAGUCCGAUGGACAGACCAUCGAAUGGCUGUUACGCCAGGCCGAGCCAUCCAUAAUCGCGGCCACUGGCUCCGGCACCAUUCCUGCUUCUUUCUCCACCUCUUCCUCCUCCAGCAUCUCCACCUCUUCCUCGCCUUCUACUUUCAUCCUCGGGAAACGCCUGCGCGCUGAUGAAGACGUUCCUACCAAGGAGGAGUCUGUGGGAAUCGGGCCUACGGGCGGGUUCUGGGCCGUACCGGCCCGGGCGGACUUCGGAGGGCAGUUUUGGAGCUUCGCGGCGCCGGAGAUGGUUCUUCCGACGGCGAUGGGGCGGUAUGUUUCUCAGCCGAUGGAGGAAUUGUCAGUGGCUAGGGUGGGAAACUAUGUUCCGCUUGCGCAGGGACACCAUCUCAAUCUGCUUGCCUCCUUUUCAGGAGCGCCUCCGUCGAGCGCCGCCGCUAAUGGGAGGAGGGAGGAGGAGCCUCGCUGAUUGUUGUUUCUUUUCUUGAUGGAGUAGGUUUUUGUAGGGUUUAGCUUGGGCUUGUUCGCCGGAUUGACGUAGUUAGUGGCUUUGGUCAUUGCCUCGUCGUUUUGGCUACUUCAUUUUGUGUGGGAUUUUUGAGUUUUAAAUUGUUUGUGUUGUGGAAUUGGAUGAAUGAGGCAAUAUUUGUUUCAUUCCGUGGGUUGCAGUACGAGAACUCGUUCAUCUGGGAUUGGGAAUAAUGCUGAUGUGUGGAUGAAUUGGAAGUUCAGCAAUUUAGGGGUGGAAGAAAGACGCCUGGGGACCGGAGGUUUUAUCACUGUAGCUGAGAAUUCUGACAUUGUGACCCGACCUUUCUUUAUUUCUAUCAAUGUGUAUUGGUGCCGAAAAAUCAAAUGAGGGUGAUAGCGGAAGAAACUCUGUCUUAAGCCAGGCUGGCUUAGAUGACGAAUGAUAGUGGCGAUGAGCAGAGGCAAAUACUGAAUGGUAGUAAGUGGUGUUGGGUGACGACGACAGUUGCAACGAUAGAAUAAGGCAAGGUGGCAAUGGCACAGGCAACGACGACGGCUGGUAAUCGCUGGUGGGGAAGGAAACAAAAAAAAUUCAUCACCAACAACAUUACAAGGAAACAGAUUUGGAAGCAUGGAGCAUGUUUGCAAACAACUGGUCUUGAUUGCGGUGUAGGAAAGAUGACUAUACAUGGAAGGCAGAAGGUCGGCAGACAGUUGGAAGAAGCAGCAAAGGCAAAUGUUGCGCAAGCAAGAAUAGGUGGUGGACAUUCUCAAAAGGAAUGUUGCAGGUAUUUCAGCAUUGAUUGGUAGCAAAGAUGGAAGGAUUGACUAAUAUAAAAUCUUAUUGAAUAUUUUUUUUUAAAUUAUUGUAAUUUUUGGAAGUAAUGACUCUUCCUAGAAUUAUAUAGAUUCCUAAAAUAUAUUUGCCAUA